GUUGCAAAUGGCGUCCAUUAGUUUCAUAUAUAUACUUGUCUAUGAUGGCGUCGGACAUCAUAAUUUAAUAAUGUUGUUGUAUAUGGAGUCGGGUAUCUAGUUAUUAUACAUAUCUGUGUUUAUAGUCGGCGGCGGCAAGGGGGAAGUGUUUACACCUUAUCGGCUUAUCAAUGAUCAGUCCAUCCGUUGUUCCAAACCGAGUUCCAAACAGUAUUCUUGUCUAUAGUUCCAAAAUUCAAAAUUUAAUUUCCUAAUGAGUUUAUCGUUUAAAUUUCUGUUGGAUUAAAUGUAUUUAUAUUAACUGUCAAUUGUUAUACCGCAUUAUCUGCGCAGUGUAUAGUAUUUACACCUACAAAAAUCAAUAUAAAUUUUAUAUUUUUAUUUUUAUUUCAACAUAGUUAUUAUUUAGUUUCAAAAUGAUGGAAAAUGAAGGGGAGUUACAAAAUGUAAUACAAUUUAAACUACUUGCUCCAGAUGGAAUUAAGAAAUGUCAAAAUAUAAACAAUGAAGAAAAAAAUGGACAAACCAUUAUUUUAGAUAAAUAUAAUUCAAGGGAUUUUUCAAUUAUAAUGAACAGUUUGAAGACAUUCAAUCAUAUGAAAAUGAAGAAAAACGAAAAUUUAAAUAACCUAAAUAUUUUUUUCAAUAAUGUUAAGCAUAACAAAGAAGCCCACAAUAAAGCACUAGCAAUAUUCAAUUCAAGGUUAAAUAAUAAGUAAUUUGAAUAGGUAUGUUAAAUAUUUAUGUUAAAAAAAAUAAUACAUACUUUAAUUGUUUUUCUAGAAGAAUUUUCUAUAUUGUGGAUAUAAUAAUAAAAUGUUUAUUAAUAUGUAAGUAUAGCUUAAGUUUUUAAAAUAAACAUGUUUAUUUAUAUACAUAAAA
Messenger RNA from Acyrthosiphon pisum (pea aphid), 882 nucleotides. RefSeq lists its product as uncharacterized. NCBI's taxonomy places the organism in Eukaryota, Metazoa, Arthropoda, Insecta, Hemiptera, Aphididae. The record is from RefSeq and is a predicted model, not a curated record. The transcript has 4 exons. The coding region runs from base 417 to 719 and encodes 100 amino acids.